UGGACGACGACGACGUUCGGAUAGUAAAUAUGACGUCGUCCAGUCUACCCCCGGCGGCGGCGGCGGUCCCGUCGCAGUCCAUGUCGCACGAGUACACCCUGAGAUGCGACGACGCCGACGUCGAGAACAGCGCGCCGGCCCCGCGACAUCAUCAUCAUCAUCUUCGAAAACUUCUUCUCGCGGACGACAUCGAACACGCGAAGGCGACGGUCCUCGCGACCGCGACCGCGGCGACGCUCGGGGACGAGCGCGCGGCCGUCUCCGCGAUGGUCACCGCGACGGAGACGGCGGUGAUGAACGACGUCCUCCGCGGCGAGGUCGCGGCGGAUAAGUCCGCCGUCGCCGCGGUGUACGCCGCGCGUCUGGAUCUCGGCCUGGAGGGAUCUCAGGGAGGAGGAGGCGCCUCGAUCUCGACCGACGCGACCGAACGCGGCGGAGGCGCGCCGUGCUCGUCCUCGCCAGACUCUGCGGAAGCGCUGAACGACGUCGGGUUCUCGAAAGACGGCUGGGAAAGCCUCGGGGCGACGACGACGACGACGACGACGACGACGACGUGCACGGCGACGGAGGGAACCGAAAACCAAAACGCGCCGCCGCCGCCGCGGUUCGUGGGAAGCGCGAGUCAGCACGACGCCGGCGCGCGCGCGGCGUCUGGAACGACGUCGACGCCGCCGGUGGCGUCGAAACCACCGACGGUGACGUUCUCCGCGGACGUUCUCGCGGCGGAGGAGACCCCCGCCGCCGCCGCCGACGACGACGGCGGCGGCGGCGGCGGCGGCGGCGGCGCGCGACUGGGCGACGUCGAAGAAGAGCGCGAUGAGGAGGAGGAGGAGGAGGAGGAGGUCGAAGACGCGGAGGAGGAUGUGUUUUACGCCGGCGGCACGCAGGCGUGGGCGCCGGACGACGGAACGGACGACGACGGCGACGCGGAAGCGGACGAAGACGAAGAAGGCGACGCGUUCGAUUGGACGGGCGGGACCCAGGCGAUGCCGCCGCCGGCGUCGCCGUCCCUCGAAGUCGCCGCCGCCGGGACCGGGGCCGUCCCCGCGUCGGUCGCGCGCGCGGAAGACGCACCGAAGACCGCGUCGAGCCCUAAACCCGGACAACCCGGUUUCCUGCGCGUCGCCGCGAAGCCCGCGGCGGUGCGUCGUCUGUCCGCGCGCGCGCACGAUCCGCCUGCGACGACGCGAGACGCCGCGGAAGAACGCCCCGCGGCGUCGCCGCUCGCGACAGCGCCGCCUCCGGUCGCGGCGUCGGACCCGUACUCCGUCGACGUCGUCCUGUCGUCCUGCGCGCCCGCCACGGGGAACACGCAGCCGCCCGCGUGCACGCCCGCGCAGGACGUCAUGUGCUCGCUGAUUCCGUCGACGUUUCCUCCGCCGGGGUUGCAGACGCGCGGCGGCGCGGGCGGCGCGACGAUGACGCCGUCCACGCUCGGGGGAUCGCCCGCGAUGCCGCUGCACUUAGUCGCCGCAGAAGCCGCGGCGACGCGCGAAGAGGCGCCGCCGCCGACCGCGGCUAAGACGAAGACGACGACGACAGCGACGGUGGAGUCGACGUUACCCCCGACCGCGCCGCGGUUCGACGCGCGCGGCGCGGAUGAAAACGCGGACGACGAGGUCCCGAUGUCGAUCGCGGCGUCCCCGGGCGCGGGAAAGCGUCUCCCCGCGCGCGUCCGCGGCCUCGCCGCCGCGGCCGCGAUCAGCGCGCGCGAGCGAAGAAACGUCAAUCUCGGAGGUCUCGCGGGGAUGAGUCUGUCGCUCGGUCCGCCGAACGACCUGGACGACGACGACGGCGACGACGACGUCGUCGACGCGAGCGCGAAGUUCGACGUCGCCGCCGGCGCGAACGGCGCGCUCGCGGAGACGCUCCCGUCGUUCGCCACGGAGACGCAGCCGCCCGCGGACGGAAAGUCGGCCGAGAAACAGACGCAGUCGAUGACGUCCAACGUCGUCGAGACGCAAGCGCCGACGGCGGAGGGACGGAGGAACGACGCGACCGCGGACGCGGAGACCCGCGCCGCGGGGGACGACCCGUUCACCCCGUUCUCUCUAUCGUACCAGCCCGCGACGUCCGAGGCGGCGCCGCCGCGCGCGCGAAACGCGCGCGAGGGCGUCGCUCGCGCGGGAGGGUGGGCCGGCGCCGCCGCGGCCGCGGUGCACCAAGCCACGGACGAUACCGAAUCCCCCGACGUCUGCGUGAUGGAGUCGCAGCAGGUCAGGGACGUCGUCGCGGACGCGGCUGGUCUGUCCACGUCACAGGCGGCGGAGGUGGACGCGAGGGCGAGAACGAACGCGAACGCGAACGCGAGCGCGAACGAGAUGGACGUCGACGCGGACGCGCCGUCGCAGCACGCGUUCACAGAUCCUUUCAGGUUUGAAGAAGAAGACGAAGAGGCGGUCGUGCCGAUGCCGGCGGCGGCGCCUCGCGGCGGCCGCGGCGGAGGAAGGGGGCGCGGGCGCGGGCGCGGGCGCGGGCGCGGGCGCGGGCGCGGGCGCGGGCGCGGGCGCGGGCGCGCAAGCGAGGCUGCCGACGCGGACGCGCGACGUUCGACGCGGCAACGGAGGAAACGCACUUUCUACGGCGACAGCCAGUACCCGUCGCAGUCGAACGAAACCUCCGAGGACGACGACGCGAGCGAUCCAGACCCCGACGACGGCGCGGGUCGUCUCAUGCUCGGGGCCUUGCCCGUGAGCGACCGUCGACCGGCGAGGACGCGAAAGCCGAGAAAGUUUUUCGGGGAUAGCCAGUUCCCUUCGCAGUCGCAAGGCGACGAGUCCGAGUCCGAGUCCGAGUCCGACUCCGACGACGCCGUGGAACGUAGCCAGGACCCGUGGGACGAAGCCGGGCGACAGGACUCGCCAGAUGUCGUCGUACUUUCCGACGACGUAGACGCGGAAGAAGGGAAAGACGACGACGAGGAGGAUGACGAGGACGAGGAUGCGGAUCCGUGGUACGUCGGAGGCACUCAAGCUUUCCCUGACGCGAGCCCGAUGCGAGACAGCGACGAGGAAGAGGACGAGGACGACGACGCGCCGGCGGCGAUGUCCGACGACGACGACGACGCGCUCGCGGACGCGCCGGCGAGCGCGCGCAGCCUCGAGAUCAAACUCGGCUGCCCCAAGUGCCGCCACGCGAAGAACGGUUGCGGUAGGUGCCGAGCGAUCGUGGAUCACAAGCUGAAUGGCACGCCACUGCCGUGGAAAACCGCGGGCGGUCGCGGCGGUCGCGGCGGUCGCGGCGGUCGCGGCGGUCGAAGCGCGUCCGCCGUGACCUCUUCCGGCGGCCGAGGCGGUCGCGGCGGCAGAGGCGGCCGAGGCGCGGUCGCGGCGACCGCUUCGACGCGACCGAAAUGCCGCGUCCGAUUCGAAAAAGAAGACGCCGCGGGCCCGGGCGGGCACCUCUCGAGCGAUCCCCCGUCGUCCGUGAGUAAGCGUCGCAAGACGGUGCUGACGAACCAGCUGCACGCGCGGACGCCGCAGACGUCAUCGGGCGCGAAGAAACGCGGCAGACCUCCGGCCUCGGCGUCCGCGGUGUCGACCGCGUCCGCGUCCGCGCGCAAGCGACGCAAGCCGACGAAAACGUUCGCCGGGAUGACGUUUCUCCUGUCCGGGAUGCCGAGUAAAAACGACGUCGAAGAUCUCACGGAGCUCAUCGAGCUGCACGGCGGCGAGGUCGAAGCCGAGGUGCCUCCGCCGGAGACGCCGGAUAACUUCACGUCGUCCCCGGAGGUUGGCGCGCGGAUGAGCCAGUUCGCGGCGCCUCCGAGGCGCGCGCGCGUCCGGAUGCGGGUGAUCACGCCGAAGCCGGGACGGACGCUGAAACACUUGUACGCCGCCGCGGUGGGCGCGCCGCUGUUGAAGCCGGACUGGAUCACCGCGAGCUUGGACGCGGGGAGGGCGCUGUCCCCAGCGAGCACGCCGCCCGGGGUGCUGUUAUCGAAACGACACGCCGCGAUUGCGUCGGAUGACGACGACGACGACGACGACGACGACGACGACGACGGAGGGCUUUUCUCCGGGCGCGUCGCCGCGCUGUGCGGGGACGACCGGUUCACGCGCGAGUUUGGUCUCUUACUGCGUCACGCGGGCGCGGACGUCGUCGACCCGAAAGCUUUGGCGGCGAUGGACGACGACGACGACGACGAAGGCGGCGGCGGCGGCGGCGCGUGCGACUACUUGAUCGCACAAGGCGGCCGCGUCGUCCCGGGGGAGCUGAAGCGGCUCGCGGAGCGGCUCCGCGUGCCCGUCUUGUUUCACGAGUUCUUCGUCGACUCGCUGCUGGACGGGCGCGUGAAGCGCUUCGAGAGGAAGUACGUCGCCGUGGGGGUGAAGUGA
Molecule: messenger RNA, 4337 nt
Organism: Micromonas pusilla CCMP1545
Lineage: Eukaryota; Viridiplantae; Chlorophyta; Mamiellophyceae; Mamiellales; Mamiellaceae
Exons: 1
Coding region: 30-4337 (1435 amino acids)
Biological process (GO): positive regulation of transcription by RNA polymerase II; DNA damage checkpoint signaling
Cellular component (GO): nucleus
Molecular function (GO): histone binding
Source: RefSeq, a predicted model, not a curated record